Lycium barbarum (goji berry) is the source of this 414-nucleotide messenger RNA. RefSeq names its product probable disease resistance protein At1g61300. Gene Ontology annotation, biological process: defense response to other organism. Gene Ontology annotation, molecular function: ADP binding. The record is from RefSeq and is a predicted model, not a curated record. Bases 1 to 414 code for a protein of 137 amino acids. The transcript has a single exon. Lineage: Eukaryota; Viridiplantae; Streptophyta; Magnoliopsida; Solanales; Solanaceae.
AUGAGGUUGAUGAGCAGAGAAGUGGCAGCCAAAUUAAGUCGGACGUUCAAAACAAGUAAGAACAUUGUUAUCAUAUUGGAUGAUGUCCGGGAUCGCCUUUGCUUGGAGAAGUUGGGUGACCCUCUUGUUGUGGAAGGCUGUAGACUGAUUCUGACUACUCGUUCAUAUGAAGUCUGCCGAAAGAUAGGUUGUAAGAAACUACUAGAAGUGAAGGAACUCGAUACUGAGGAUGCUUGGGAAUUGUUUACGAAGAGUCUAGGGUCCGAGACUGUGCUUAGUCCAGAUAUCGAGCCUAUUGCCAAAUCCAUGGCAAGAAGGUGCAAGGGCUUUCCACUCAGGCUCAUCACUUUCGCGGAAAGCAUGAGAGGGGUGACUGAUAUAAGGGAGUGGAAGAAUGCUUUGAAAGAGUUAUGA